GUAACUAUAAUUUAUUUAUAUCUAGAAGUAAGCAUAAUUUUAUUUCAUGGAUAAAAGAAAAGUUGAGACAAAAUUCGCUUCUGAGCAAUUUCAAACUUCCGCUUCUGAUCCUGCUUUUGCAAAUCAACGCUUUAGUUUUCGCCUCGUCUCAUAUUUGAAGGAUUCUUCAAAUCUUUUCACGAAACAAAAACAUUGAAGAUCAAAACAUUCAACAUUCACACUUUACUUGUUGCUUUGUAGCUACAAACACAUUCAUCAUUCAAAUGCGUUUAGUUCUCCAAUAAGGAAACAUUUUUAAUUGGUAAUAAGUAAUAAAUUCAAGAACAUGGCAUCUACAGAGUUUGAAAAUGUUUUGAAGAAGACAAUAACUCCUGAAAAAUGUCGAGAAUCGUUAAUUGGAAGCGAAUAUUUAUCGGAUGUAAAAUUUACUUUGGGCGAUAGUAUGGAUGAGUUGAGAGCUCAUAAAUUCUUUCUCAUGACGAGUUCCCCAGUUUUUCAUAAAUUGUUUACCACUCACAAGUUAGAAGACGGAACGAUCAUGGAUCUAAAAAUUUCUGAAAUAUCAAAGCUCACAAUGAUUGAAAUCUGUCGCUACGCUUAUACAGGAAAUCCACUUCUCAACCGAAAUAACAUGAUUGACAUUCUUCAGGCAGCUACGAAACUUGAAAUGAAAUUUUUAAUCGAAAAAACGAUCGACUUCAUGUGCAAAGAAAUUGAUCCUGAUCAUGUUUUCAAAGUUUUAAAUGCAAACAAAGGAAAUAACAUGAGAAUAAACAUGAAAUGCUUUGAUUACAUCGAGAAGAAUCAUAAAGCAUGCUUUCAAAGCAGCGACUUUUUACAUAUUUCAAGUGAGUUACUUCAUACCAUCAUGCAAACUUGUAAGAUUCCAAAAGCAGUUGCUAGUAAUGCAUUAACCAAAUGGUCCUCAUUCCUCGAUAACCAUGAUGAGGAUCUUGAAGAAUUGAUAGCUUUAAUGUCGUUGAAAGAAGAUGUUCCUGAUAAAAGCGACGUUAAAGCAGAAGAAUCUGACACUGAAUCGGUGAGCAGUCGAACAAGCUCACGUGCCGGACAAAAAUCACGAGUUCGCAACCGACAACAGAACAACAAUGGAAAAGCUAAUCCUGCUAAGAAAGCUGUAAACCAAGCUUCUCUAGCAGAGAAAGUUAAUCUCCAACAAAAGAAGUUGACUGAAAAUUCUGCUUUUAGAAAUUUAUCAUUUAUUUGCGAUAAAAUUGAGCGCAAGAAAUUCAAGUUUGCUAACUUAGACUUAGUUGUUGUUUCUAAGCCAAUCUUUAUAACUGAAAUCCAUUUCAUUUAUGAUUUAAACAACACUGAUGGAGAAUUUUUAUUCCAAAUCAAAGACAUGACAAACAACCCGAUGGACUUAUUUUAUGAUCGUGUUCGUAUCGAUAAAAAUGAAUUCAAUCGUUAUGUCUUACCAAGACCGUGUCGAAUUGAUGGGGAGAAGAAAAUUUGGAUAAGUAUUGAAUUUCCACAUGCAGAGUUUCGUAUGACCUUAGGCCACUUGGCAAUUCGCAAAGGAUCAAAUACUGAAUUUUUGGGGUUGCGUCGAAGAAGUCAAUCAGCAUCAGGAAACGUCAUAUCCACUGUUGUCUUCAAAGAAUAUUAAACUGUUUCACAUCAACUGAGUUUAUAAAUUCUUUAUUUCGAGUGAAUGUAAGAAAACAUGAAACAGCAUUAAAUGAUCAAAUUAUUCAAAUAUUUUAUAACAUGGUCAUGUGAGAAUUAAUAAAAAUAAAGAUUUAAUUACAUAA
This is a messenger RNA of Clunio marinus, 1775 nucleotides long. The record is from the annotation of a GenBank genome assembly. NCBI's taxonomy places the organism in Eukaryota, Metazoa, Arthropoda, Insecta, Diptera, Chironomidae.